AUGGGGAAUCAUGGGAAUGCAGGGGUUGGAGGUGUAGUGCAAGAUUGGACUGAGUCAAUUAUUCUCUUUUAUGCUGGACCUAUUGGGUGGGCAACAGCUAACAUGGCAGAAUUCACAACAUUGCUUAAAGGAUCGCUGUUUAUUAAAGCCUUGAAUUUGGGCCAUUUCAUUGUUGUGGAAGGUGAUUCUUUAAAUGCGAUAAAGUGGUGCAAUAAGGAACUUCGUGUUCCUUGGAUGUUGCGAUCGAUUUGGGGCCAAGUUUUGGACUUAGAAGGGCUAUUAUUGAUAUCUUGCCAGCAUGUGUUUAGAGAAUCUAAUGGUAUUGUUGAUGGAUUGACUAAGAGAGGGGUGUCGAUGGAUUCCAUUUCGAUUUUGAAUGAUGUAAAUACUGAGUGA
This is a messenger RNA of Amborella trichopoda, 396 nucleotides long. RefSeq lists its product as uncharacterized. NCBI's taxonomy places the organism in Eukaryota, Viridiplantae, Streptophyta, Magnoliopsida, Amborellales, Amborellaceae. The record is from RefSeq and is a predicted model, not a curated record. Gene Ontology annotation, molecular function: nucleic acid binding; RNA-DNA hybrid ribonuclease activity.